AUGAGCUUGGAGACGCUGGUAGUCGCUUUGACAGGGCACGGUGUCGAGAAGAGCCUGAACGUAAUUGAUUCAGUCGUUCGAUUCUUGCCGGUAGUGCCAUUUACUGAGAUCCAGGAGGCAAUUUUCACGGUUGAGAACAGCUGCGAUUAUCCAGUGGAAUUUUUCUGGCACCAUCUAGACAACUCCUUUCAGGCGGAAGAUCAAGUCAUAAACACGCUCUUGGAUUAUUACGAAGUCGAGGAACUCCUCCUGCCCCUCAGGAAGCCUGGGGAACCCCUGCCACAGCAUUUGAUAAAUUUUUACAACGACCUCCUCGACGAUACAUCUCCAACUAAAUCAAUCGAAUUCGUGGAUAAACAAGACGAAGUUCAGCUCGAAACUAAGAGACGUUACGCGGAUAGUCUGGACGACACUCCAUACUUCCUGAAUAAAACGAGGGACCCAGUGAGAGAACUUUUCGAGAGUAUCGAGCGGAAAUCCGCUCCGUCGAACAAUCUUCCGGAUCCUGCGAGGCCGGAGAGAAAAGUCUGCAUUAUUUUCCACGGAGCUCCUUUCGCUGAAUACCAAGAAACAGCAUGCAGAAGUGCAAGGGUCCUAAACGUUCCCGUAUUAUCCAUCGACAAAGCCAUCAUGGAAGCCAUUGCUCUAGGUGACAGUUCCUCUUCGAUCAGGCUACGACAAGCCAUCGACGACGCUUACCAAAACUACAUAGACGCUCACGAGAGGCACAAGGAGCGUCUGGCUGCCCAGACUGUCCUCAGGACCGACGAGAUCGAUUCCGAUGAUACGAGGAAGGGAAGAAGAGGUCACGGAGGGACGAAAUCAUCUGCGAGCGAGAAAUCUUCCAAGAGCUCUACCAGGAAACAGAGAAAAGGAGAGGUUCAAAAAUCUCCUGAAACCGAGGAGAAACGUCUGAAUGUCCAAAAAGAAGCCAUCCUUCUUCGACUUCCGACGGAGCCUGAUCCUUCGAUCGAAUUCAAUAAAAUUCCCGCCUCUGAGACGCUGGAAACGUUGGAUCCUUUGAGCAGAUACGAGUACAAGGUUCAGGCCAUAUCGCAGCUGGAGAGGAUAGUUGGUCAAGUCAGGGAAUCGCCACGGGAUAAAGUCAGCGCGAGGACUGGCGACAGAAGUGCCAGGAGCAGGAAGGACCCAUCGUUCCUUGGAAUGGGGACUGAACUAUUUGCUGAAGUUCUCGUGGAACGAUUAUCCGCGGGAGAUUUCAAACGAGGAUUCGUCCUGCAGAGCUUAGAGAGCAACUUCUUGCGCAUCAGCAUCGUCGAAAACCUGAUCCUCCUAUUGAAAACCGUGGGCCACGCUGAGUACUUCCUUUUCGUUACCUUCCUGAACUCCCUGGCUGAUUACAACCGCAAAGUCGACGAACUUCGUCAGGAUUACGAGAAGACGAUGGAUCGUGCAGAGAGAAUCCGGGAUAUCGACGGGAUGUCGUUGUCUGAAUACGAUUUACUCGACGACGAGGACAAGAAGAUGUAUCUGGAAGCCGUCUUGCCAGGAAAGAGGGCGAGAGCUUUGCUCAGACGAGCUCAAUUUACCGAACGGAUGUCACAACGUAGACAAAGAAAAGUUAGAACCAUGUUCAACCACAUUCGACCAAGUUUUAUUAUGUGUAUCACUCGACUGCGAGUAGAGAUUAAAAUAACAAUGGUUCAAAGUUUAUAGAACUAUAUAUCUCUUCAGGAACGAUUUUUUUUUUGUUAUUAUUAAAUUUUUGUUCCUUU
Hylaeus volcanicus is the source of this 1736-nucleotide messenger RNA. RefSeq names its product hydrocephalus-inducing protein homolog. Lineage: Eukaryota; Metazoa; Arthropoda; Insecta; Hymenoptera; Colletidae. The record is from RefSeq and is a predicted model, not a curated record. Bases 1 to 1677 code for a protein of 558 amino acids. Gene Ontology annotation, cellular component: axoneme. The transcript has 7 exons. Gene Ontology annotation, biological process: cilium movement; axonemal central apparatus assembly.